This is a messenger RNA of Entrophospora candida, 421 nucleotides long. The record is from the annotation of a GenBank genome assembly. NCBI's taxonomy places the organism in Eukaryota, Fungi, Glomeromycota, Glomeromycetes, Entrophosporales, Entrophosporaceae.
AUGUUAAAAUUUAUUCGUAAUAAAGUUCAAGAAAAAAAACUUCAAGAACUUGAAAAAAGUUUCAAUAGAAAAGUUCCUGAAGAGAUUGCCACGAAUCCAGAUGUUGUCAAUCUCAUUUUAAAAUAUCUAAAAGAUAAAGAAAACAACGAAAUGCCGGCACUCAUAUUUAUCUGGAAUAACGCAGGAUUCAAUGAUACAAUGGUACCAAAUUGUCGUAAUGGUGUCAUGGGGCAGACACAAGCAACUAUAAUCGCAAAUCUAGUCACAAAUGGAGCGACAAAUUAUAUGAAUAUGAAUACAUUAUUUAUUUUUCAGAAAGGUGAAGCAAUCGGUAAUUGGUCCAACAACGUGAAGACAAACUUACCUUGGGCAAAACAACAAGCCGGGGUUCCUGAUAUUUGUCAUCAACUCAUAAGAAUAG